Molecule: messenger RNA, 695 nt
Organism: Musa acuminata AAA Group (dessert banana)
Lineage: Eukaryota; Viridiplantae; Streptophyta; Magnoliopsida; Zingiberales; Musaceae
Product: sec-independent protein translocase protein TATA, chloroplastic
Exons: 2
Coding region: 66-506 (146 amino acids)
Biological process (GO): protein transport by the Tat complex
Cellular component (GO): membrane
Source: RefSeq, a predicted model, not a curated record
AUAUCAAUCGUCUUGAAGGCGUGAGUGGACUCCGAUACGGAAGGAGCGAGCGAGCUGAUCCUAAGAUGGCCGCCAUGGCGUUUCCUUCUACCUCUCUAAUGGCAUCCACGCCUCGGGUCCUGAGGAAACCCUCCUCCCCCGCCUCCUCCAGCUCCCUGUUCCUCGUCUCCGGCGGAGGGAGGGCGGCCCGCGCCCCCCUUCUUCGGCGGCAGCACGGGGGCGGCGCCCUCGGGUGCCGCUGCUUGUUCGGACUCGGGGUCCCCGAGCUCGUCGUGAUCGCCGGAGUCGCGGCGCUCGUCUUCGGCCCGAAGAAGCUCCCCGAGAUCGGGCGGAGCUUCGGUAAAACCAUCAAGAGCUUUCAACAGGCCGCAAAAGAAUUCGAAACCGAGUUGAAGAAGGAUCCUGAAGACUCAAGUAAUCCGCCUUUGGUGGAAAGCCCCAAAGCAGUUAGCAGUGAAGAUGACAAGAAGGAGCUUGAAACCUCAGGCACCAAGGACAGUACAUAAUGAGCUGUUGACAAAGACCAUUCUUGUUCCAAUGCUGUAUCAUUAAGUAGUAACGGGGUUCUUCUCUUAUGCAACAGACAUGGGACAGUAAGAUUUAGCCAAAAUUACUUGCUGCAUUUCUUGUGCUUCACUAGCUGCUUAUAUUCCUGCAAUAUUAUGAGUGCCUAGUGAUGUAUUGCUAUUCUGUUA